Fonsecaea nubica is the source of this 3852-nucleotide messenger RNA. RefSeq lists its product as hypothetical. Gene Ontology annotation, biological process: regulation of transcription by RNA polymerase II; nucleotide-excision repair. The record is from RefSeq and is a predicted model, not a curated record. Gene Ontology annotation, cellular component: transcription factor TFIIH holo complex. The transcript is spliced from 3 exons. Bases 1 to 3852 code for a protein of 1283 amino acids. Lineage: Eukaryota; Fungi; Ascomycota; Eurotiomycetes; Chaetothyriales; Herpotrichiellaceae.
AUGCCGGCAUCAGGGGACGAAUUCGUCGUCGAUGGAUCAGAUGACGAUGCGCCCAGAGCAUCCACCCGCGGCCGCGCAGCGGCUCGAAGAGCAAAUGCUCGUGAAUCUGCCCAAAGCUUUGAGGUAACCCGAACUUGGGAUUUGCUUAUUGAAGGCGCCGAUGGAACCAUUACAGGGGCCGUUGAGGGCCUCCUUGAGGCGGGCAAGAGGAAAAGACUCCUCAAAGACACCACACCUCUCCAGCGCGGCAUCAUCCGUCACCUGAUUCUCAUACUCGACAUGUCCCUCUCUAUGAAUGAGAAAGACCUCCGUCCAACCCGUUAUUUACUCACCCUAUCCUACACCGAAUCCUUCAUCCGCGAAUUCUUCGAGCAGAACCCGAUUUCUCAGCUGGGAAUAAUAGGCAUGCGUGACGGUAUUGCGCUCAGGAUCAGUGAUAUGUCUGGCAACCCAAACUCUCACCUGUCUGCGUUACAGAAAUAUCGCAAGGAAGAGCCCAAAGGCAGUCCGUCUCUGGAAAAUGCGCUCGAGAUGGCAAGAGCAGGACUAUUCCACUCACCUAGCCAUGGGACACGUGAAAUACUGCUAGUGUUUGGCGCUUUGCACACUUCGGAUCCAGGAGACAUCCACAAUACGAUCAACAGUCUCGUCCACGAUAAGAUCCGUGCUACGGUUAUUGGACUCGCAGCGCAAGUCGCCAUUUGUGCCGAACUUGUCUCUAGGACGAAUGAUGGCGGUGCCGUCGUUGACAGAGCCGCGGAUACGGAAGACGCCGUUGUUACUUCUUAUCAAUCCGAGUUGAUAACGUUCAGGAUGCCAUCGAGGCGUCUGGCCUCUGACCAAAAUGCAGGCAAGAUCGAGCGCACGAUGCCGCGAAGAUUGAGAGACCAUGCUGAAAAACCCCAUACCCACCCCAAUGCUAAAUUGACGUUUGACCUGAGUAAUAUCAGAAGGAAACUCAACUUCGACAGCAAUUCCCUCGCUAAUAGCCAGAAGCUUGCCAAACGCCAGAGACGCGACUUUAUUGAAUGCCGAUGUCAUCUGACCAUCUGGGACAACCGUGACGGUGCCUCAACACUGCCACUCGUCACCGAAUCAUCUCUCUGUCGGGUGGGCCGCGUGCAAAACGGUAAAGAUGGAACAUAUGUCUCCAUAGAACUAGAAGAACCGUUCAUCGUCAAGGUGUCAGCGCUCAAAGUUCCCACCAGCUCCCAUGAGAGUAAACCAGAUCUGGAAAUGAGCACCAAGUAUUUUCUUGAGGUCAAGAUUAUACCAUGCACUGCUGACACUGAAUGGCCUCCUAUACCCAUAAUGGGUGACAGCACCGGUGACCACUUUACCCCGGACCUCAGGAAGCUGGGCGUUGAAGAACUGCAGGGGGCUAUUGUCGCAAGAUACACCCAUCUUCCAACAGCCCCUGACCGAAAGGCUCCGCUCAGUGUGUUUUAUCUGUCUGAAGGACGCACCUACCGGACAAAGUACGGCCUUGAGGUUAUAUCAACUUGGCACAAACCCGAAGUCUCCCCCCCAUCUAGCGGCAAGCAGAGUAGGGGGCUGGACAUGGACACAUUUCGCUUCCAGAAGCCCAAAAAGUUCAUUUUGCCUACCAGGACGAGAAAAGAACAGCCACCUUUGCCCGAGGAAGCCACGGAAGAACUGGAAGUACACUAUAAGUUUUCGGAAACGAUGGUAGGAAGUACAGAUGCUGCAGAGCACUUCCGCAAUACCGUCGUUCGGGGAUACGGCUGUCCAAUAUGCGUGGGAUGGGGCUCCAAUAACAGACUGCAGGAACUUCUGUCACAUCUAGGAUCCGUGCACGCGGAAUAUGUCUUCUCUCCCUCGAAGCAGCGGCGAGACAGGAAAUCAAAGCGGUUGACCCAGCUCGAAAUGAAGGUCGAAACUCUCACGGGCAGAAAAAGGGCAGAGAAUGACAAGGCCUUUCCGUCAAAUAGAGGAGAUCGCAGGUCAACAGGGGAAGGGGGCCCUCUACAACCUCUUUUUAGCGGUAAUAAGCCUUUCAGCCUUUCUGCACCAGUCAAGGCGGCUCCACGAUAUCCAUUGGCAUCCCAGAUUCCCGAUUUCCGAACGCCUAUGCGCAAAAAGGUCAAAGCUAUCCGCCUUCGGACAAUGUAUGAUGAGCCCGAACAUGUCUGGACCUCCAUUACAAAUCGACCAGUCUCCCCCAGUGAAGACCCACAGAGUGAAACAGAUGAUGAGGUGGACAAUAGUUGGCAGAUUGACUUGCAUAUGGAGAAUCUCGAUAACCUCGCUCGCCAGAAAGGUUGGAGCAAAAGCAAGCGCGAAUUGACUAAACGUUGGGACCGACACCGGAUGGAAGAACAACUCGAGCACUCGCGCUAUGUGUCGAACUCUCUGAUCAGAUUUGCCAGAAAGCACAGAGCAUGGCUGAAGAAUGGGGAUGAGGAGCUGUGGCAGGUCUUCUUUGACUUCUUGGCUGAUCUGAAAGAAACCGGCGUUAUCGAUGAUAACGUGGUUUCAGACGUCAACGAGCUAGUUUUUCUAGGUCCUCCGCUCCCCACAGCGCAUCAAGAACAGGAGACAUGCGAGAACGUCACAGAUCAUGCAGAAGAUGGAACAAGCGCGUCCGAGCAGCAAGAAUCAGCCACGGUGAAAGCGAACACUCGAGUCAGUGAUAUUCCAAGAACCGGAGUCGCCCAAGAUGCGGAGCCCGCAUCUCAGAGCGCUGAGGCAGCCCAUCCACGAUCGGUGACUCCUGCAGACGCGCCCAGUCCUGCCGACGAGCAAGAUAAGCGAAAGCAAGGAGCUGUAAGGCAACAACGCCGUCCUCCAACGGAAUAUCACUGCGGAGCCUGCCUACAGCAGAUUGAGCGUGCGCACAGAGACACGAUUUACUGCACAGCCGAAAACUGCCCCUCGCCCAGCACUAGAUAUCACAAGGCAUGUGCCUGGGACCAGCUGUCGGCCUGGAGAAGAGGUAAAUUCCCUCUUGAUGGGGGCGUCGACAGUCCUCUUCGAGAUUUGAGUCCAGCGGAGGAGCUGAAACUAAAGCACUGGGCAUGCAGAGGUUGCACUUUGAUGCGUUGGAUGAUAUGGAGAUUCACGGGACCGGAGGAGGAGGAAGAAGAAGAGGAGGAGGAGCAGGAGGAGGUAGAAGAACCACCCGUCCCGGCGCCGCGGGUGAUUCCAGUCAGACCAAAGAAGAGAGAAGAGGUGCCGCUGCUGAGACUAGCUGCCAUGGGUUCCUGGCGGCAGAGGCUGAGGGGAAUGGAAGCAGAAGAGGCCAAGGCCAAGGCCAAUGCAGAAGACAAUGAAGAGGGUAAUGGGAAAGGUAAAGAGGUAGUGAGGGACGUGGUGACCCCAGGGGAAUGCAGAACCGAGACUCCGAACGAAAAUGCCCCGAGCAUGCCAAUGGACAAUAGAGAUGGCACUCCCUUUGAGGACAGAAUGGACCUUACUACCUGGUACAGCUCAGACAUUGCGAUUGGGAACGGGGAGGGACCUUCUGGUCUAAACAGAGCGGACACACGGGUCAGAGAGAGAUCUCGCACUCCCGCGGAUGACAGAGUGGUCACUCCAGGCCGAGGCAGGUCUCGCACUCCUCUUGGAAACAGACCAGGGACUCCCAUCAGGAAGAGGCCGGGCACUCCUAUCGCGGACAGAAUGAGUCUCCCCACACGGGUGAGGAUGAGGAUGGGCAGUCCCAUGCGGACGGGAAAUCUGCAAUCAAGACUCAAGGCCGCAGGGCCAGGGCUGACGUUGAAGUCCGGGUCCAACGCGCAGGAAAAGGCAAAGGUGGCGGCGAGAAUCCUCGCCAAAAACGGGCGAAACGGUCUCUCGAAUUUGCGAUUUGCCGAGUCGGUGCCUGAUUGA